UUGUUCCAUAAAAAAAAACACAUGUUGUAAUUCUAAUUGUAAGACAGCAGUUCAAGACACCGCAACUUGAUCCUCAAUAUGUGUCCCUUUCUCUUUCUUUUUCAUUCCAGCUGCGCCUAACUAAACAAGCAUUUAUAUAUAUCGGCUACUCUUAUUCAUCUUUAUACCUUCUCAACAUUUUCACAUCUUCAUUUCGUCUCUCUCUCUCUCUUUCAAUAUUCUCUUUUGAAAAGAUGAAGAGGAAUUGCAACUUGGAACUCUGCCUUUAUCCUCCAUACACGUUUGAAGAAGAAAAAGAUAGUGAUAAGAGUUCAAUGCAAAAUGAGCAACAGCCACUGACCAUUUUCUAUGAUGGCAAGAUGUGUGUUAUUGAUGUCACCGAGUUUCAGGCCAAAUCAGUCUUAACGAUGGCAAAUAAAAAAGUGGAAGAAAUAGUGAAGACACCAACAGGAUCAGAGCCAUCAACACCAACAACAGUAGAAUCUCCUCAUCAAUUGUAUAGCCCUGGUCAUGCUCUUUCAAUGAAAAUGUCUUUGCAACGGUUUCUACAAAAGAGAAAAAAUAGGAUCCAACAAGCUUCUCCAUAUAAUCAUUAGCAAAAUCAAAUUAGUUUGUCCUUUUUUUACUAUAGGCUAUUUAGAAUCAAUUAUUUUCUUCUUUUGUAUUACAGUCUUGUAGGGUUUCAUACAUUUUCAUUUUUUCUGUUAUUAUUCAUUCAAAACUAGAAAAUUUGAAGAGCAUUCUCAA
Molecule: messenger RNA, 747 nt
Organism: Vicia villosa (hairy vetch)
Lineage: Eukaryota; Viridiplantae; Streptophyta; Magnoliopsida; Fabales; Fabaceae
Product: protein TIFY 5A-like
Exons: 3
Coding region: 234-596 (120 amino acids)
Biological process (GO): regulation of defense response; response to wounding; regulation of jasmonic acid mediated signaling pathway
Cellular component (GO): nucleus
Source: RefSeq, a predicted model, not a curated record